AUGACCACGCCCGGUCAAAAGCUGAUUCAGGAGCUGCAAGGCAUCCAAGCGUUUCUGCGAACACAGCAGAAAUGUCUGGGACAGCACUGGGAUGGUGUGAGGCAAUCUCAGAUGGAGUCAAUGAAGCAAAAGCUUCACAAUUUGUCUGGGAUGUCCAUAGAGGAAAGCACUGAAUGUUCCAAGCUGAUUGGCGAGGGGCCCUGGACUGAGGAGCAAGCCCAGCAGCUUUGCCUCCAGGUCAGCCCAAAGGAGGGGCGCAAGCUGCGCCAGAAGCGGGAAAACCAGGAAUGUGUCAACUUUUCCGCCUUUCUCAGCCAGGGGGAUGUAGCGAUCCUGGAGACUCCGUGCAGUUUGGCUUCCAAACUUCAGCUGGCCGCUGUGAGGUGUGCUUCCAUUGGGCUGCAGUGGCCCAACGAAAGCACUUGCGGACACGUUGUUUCAACACUGCGCCACUUGGGAACUUCCGGCCUUUCUGAUGGGAAGCUGUUCCUGGAGGCGGUGCGUGACUUCAAGCGCUUCCUCAAGAGCGCUUCGAAGCAAUGGCCAUGUGCAGACGGGGUUCACAUCAUCAAAUACCCUGACUCUCCAGCUGGGCUGCCCGAGCCGGUGCGGCAGAAGGCUUAUGCAAACGAUGCGCCCGCUGGCUGCACUGCGCAGCCGUCCGGAUCCAUGGUGCUAAGAAAGUCCAACAAGAUGGCCAGGCCUACUAGCGCAGAAGCGCUUCAGCCCAGCAGUGGCAUUGAGAUGUCCGGGAUCAAUUCGUUGCUGGGCAUGCUCAUGCAAAUGCAGAAUGCGCAGGCUGACGUGGGCUUGAAGAACCUGCAGGUUUUCACGACCAAAGCGGCGCCGGCGUUGCCGCAGCCCGAAAAGUCCGACACGACUCCUGCCGCCAAGGCUUUGACUCCGCCAGAGGAAUCACCUCCCCAGAAUCAGGAACAGCCACUGUCUCCUGCUGAGCAAGCUAAUCAGCUUUCUCAAAGCGGGCUGAAGGAGAAGGAGUUGGUGCCCAUGUGCAGCCGAAGGAGGAGGAUGAAACAAGCAGUCGCCCCCCCAUGA
This is a messenger RNA of Effrenium voratum, 1056 nucleotides long. NCBI's taxonomy places the organism in Eukaryota, Dinophyceae, Suessiales, Symbiodiniaceae. The record is from the annotation of a GenBank genome assembly.